UAAUCCCUGCACGGGCGCUGCCUCUCACCAACCCUAACCCUUCUAAACCCUAGUCCAGCCCCCGGCCCCCGCACGAGCUUCUCCCCGAUCCCGAUGGAUCCGCAGCAGCCGGAGCCGGUCAGCUAUCUCUGCGGAGAUUGCGGAGCGGAGAACACGCUGAAGGCAGGAGAUGUGAUCCAGUGCCGUGAGUGUGGCUACCGCAUCCUGUACAAGAAGCGCACCACCAGGAUUGUUCAAUAUGAAGCGCGCUGAAGAGGAAGGAGCAACAUUUGCCAGCCAAAUGAGCUGAUAAGCUGUAAUGGAGCAGUGUAUAGUACUUCUAAGUUGUUGAUGAACUUUGUUUGGCCUAAAGUGUUAGAACUUGUUGAGGUGUACUUAGAUUUGAUAUAUUUGAGAAUUGAAAGUAUGCCUUUGAGCUGGGAAUCGGGAAAUGGCUUCCUAUUGCUGGAACUGUUUCAUGCUCGUACGGUGUAUCAUUGAUGAUUGUAUUGCGAAUCAUCAUUUGUCUA
Molecule: messenger RNA, 509 nt
Organism: Lolium rigidum
Lineage: Eukaryota; Viridiplantae; Streptophyta; Magnoliopsida; Poales; Poaceae
Product: DNA-directed RNA polymerases II, IV and V subunit 12-like
Exons: 3
Coding region: 94-252 (52 amino acids)
Biological process (GO): DNA-templated transcription
Cellular component (GO): RNA polymerase II, core complex; RNA polymerase III complex; RNA polymerase I complex
Molecular function (GO): DNA binding; DNA-directed RNA polymerase activity; zinc ion binding
Source: RefSeq, a predicted model, not a curated record